AUGUUCAGUACUCCUGGUGAUGAUGUCUUUGUUGACGUUGCACUCGAGCUGUCUGUGAAGGAGGGAGCAGUUAUGUGGCGCUCUGACGGCCAUGCAGUCGCGCUACAGAGACUACUGCAAAUGCAUCAGACCGAAGCCGACAAGUGGACGCGUUUCGGUUACUACAAUUACAAACGGGAUACAUGUGCACAUCUCACCUCCAUCGCAGGAUGUCACAUCACAACACAUACCACACCGCUCGGACAAUUCAACGCAACCUUUGUCCAGAUGUACACAACCGAUAAAUGCCUUACCUAUGACAUGCGGGCAAGCAAUAAUGCCAAGUUUGUUACAGCAGUUAAUCUGAUGAAGAAGUCAAAGUACACAUACAAUGAGUUUCUUGGGAAAUUGUAUGGUGUCUUCGCAGAUGCAGCAUGGCAUAACGAUGUACAUGCACGGAUUGAGGCACGAGUCCCACUGGCUAAUGCGGAAGAUGUGUUCGCAGAUGUUCCAGUUGCGAGCUUCUUGGAUCUGGUGUAUUGUGUUCCACGACAAGACUGGUGGCAAUUUAAAUCCGCCAGAGCUCUCGGAUUUGCGACAUUGAUCCAGUGGCAGAAUGAAGAGCACAACACAGACAUGCGACACCGUUACUAUCCAGUCAUCCUGACAUGUCUUGUCGCAUUUAUGGUGAAUUCGCUUCAUGCACGGCCAGAAGAGCGAUCAGGACACAAGAUGUUGAUGCAUGCCAUCUGGCUGCGAACGUACUGGCAGGAAGAUCAUCACAUGAUCCUUCCAUGCACGCGAAAGAGAGAUGGGACAGAUGAGCCAGGACCAUAUGCAGAAGGAGGACUCUGGUGGAUUCCGAGCAGUGUGAUUGCAUGGCCAACACGGAAUGGAGGUGGUACAAGAAUACCACGAUGCGAGAGUGUCAUCCAAGUGCCCAGUGAGGCAGGUUGGAAUUUGUUGGGCAUUAGAAAGACGCUGAAUGAGUUCUGUUCUGAAGAUAGUCGCAUGAAGCACCAACAAUUGGUGGAACGGAAGCCAAUGGGCCAGGUCAUAGGGUGCACGAGGAAAGCCAAGGGUCGACCUGAGGGGCCAAUGCCGAAGACAGAAAGGCUAGCUCGACGGAUAGAAAUGCCACAAAAAUCAUAUGACUACAGGCCCGAUCUGCCACCACAGGACUGGAUAUACGAUGAACAAUAUCCGGAGCAUGCCGGGACAUUUCUGAAUCAAGUACUACAGCAAUAUGUGUCUGACAUGCUGCAGAAGGUUGGACGGGUGAAAUGUGGAUGGGAACAUUCUCCUCUGACACAGAAUGAACGGCGGAUGGUUGACAUCCGUAUCAUGAAAGAAAAUGAUCUUGGAGGAGUGUUGACACAUGCACAAAUGCAUGAAGGAACAGAGAGCCAGUGGGAUUCACUGUUUGACAACAUCUUCCGGACUCCGAAUGAACUGAACGCUAGGAAACGACAGUCUGCACGGAGUAACUGGGGAAAGACGAAAUCAAUAAAGAUGUGGGAAGGAUUUUCGGGAGGGGAACUGAUUAAACCGGAACGAGUUCGAAAAGAGGAUCUACCACAUUCAGCGGUCCGCCUCAUCCGGAAUCCAUGGAUAGAGAACUGGAGAUUUGAUAUUACGAGUGGCCACAUGCCAGCAUUGCGGAAUGUUGAGGAAUGGGAGGAGAGGGAGGAUGAAGAGGAAAUCAUGUCGAUAAUUGAGAGGGAAGAAAGAGAGAAGCAAAAAGAGAUGGAUAUGCAGGAAAGAGAAGAUCGCAUUCUCCGAGAGCGCAGAGAAGAAGAGGAAUCCUCGGAGGAUGAAGUGGAGCCAGACAUCAGAAGGCAAAUAACAGAUGAAAGGGAACCGAUCACUAUGGAAGGGAACAGAGGGAUGCUACUGGGGGAGCCCAUUGUGUCGCCCAGUCAGCAUCAAAGUUGA
Molecule: messenger RNA, 1914 nt
Organism: Guyanagaster necrorhizus
Lineage: Eukaryota; Fungi; Basidiomycota; Agaricomycetes; Agaricales; Physalacriaceae
Exons: 3
Coding region: 1-1914 (637 amino acids)
Source: RefSeq, a predicted model, not a curated record